CCCCAGCCUCUACGUGAUGACGCGUCGGUGACUCGCCGGGGCCCCUGGGCACAGGCCUGUCGAGCCCAGCGCCGCGAGCUUGCCCCCGAGCCCGCGCCAGGGUCCCGCAGCGCAGCGCGGCCGGCCAGCCCCGGGGGCUCCGCUUCCCGCUGCGGCUCGCGCGGAGGGAGCCAGGCGCCGCGGGACAAAUGCUCUAAACACAAUGAAAAGAUGGCCUGCCUUACAAUGACAGAGAUGGAAGGAACAGCAACUUCUACUCUACACCAAAAUGGUGACAUCCAUGGGAAUGCAAAUGCUCCCAAGCAGACAGAGCCAGUGCUUCAGGUUUACCUUUAUCAUUCCCAGGAGAAGACCGAAGGAGAUUAUCUUCAGUUUCCAGCUGGCGAAUAUAUUGCAGAAGAGAUUUGUGCUACUGCUUGUAAGGCUUGCGGUAUCAUGCCUGUGUACCAUAACAUGUUUGCACUAAUGAAUGAAACAGAGAGAAUUUGGUAUCCUCCAAAUCACAUCUUCCACGUAGAAGAAUCAACCAGGCUCAACAUACUCUACCGAAUAAGGUUUUAUUUUCCUCAUUGGUAUUGUAAUGGCAGUAGCAGAGCAUAUCGUUAUGGUGUUUCCCGAGGUGCAGAGAGCCCUGUUGUUGAUGACCUUGUCAUGUCUUAUCUGUUUGCUCAGUGGCGAGAUGAUUUUGUGCAUGGAUGGGUAAAGGUGCCUGUUACUCAUGAAACACAGGAAGAAUGCCUUGGAAUGGCUGUUCUUGAUAUGAUGAGAGUGGCCAAAGAAAAGGACCAAACUCCCCUGGCUAUCUAUAAUUCAGUCAGUUACAAGAUGUUUUUGCCUAAAUGUGUUCGGGCAAAAAUCCAAGACUACCAUAUUUUGACACGAAAGAGAAUAAGGUACAGAUUCCGCAAAUUUAUCCAGCAGUUUGGCCAAUGCAAAGCUACUGCCAGAAACUUGAAACUUAAAUAUCUUAUAAAUCUGGAAUCCCUUCAGCCUGCCUUCUAUUCAGAGAUUUUUGAAGUAAAAGAGCCUUGCAGAGGUGAAGAGAGUUUUGCAACCAUUAUAAUAACUGGAAACGGUGGAAUUCAGUGCUCAAGAGGGAAACAUAAAGACAGUGAGACACUGACAGAACAGGAAUUACAGACAUACUGUGAUUUUCCUGAUAUAAUCGAUGUCAGCAUUAAGCAAGCAAACCAAGAAGGCUCCAGUGAGAGUAGAAUUGUCACCAUUCAUAAGCAGGACAGUAAGAAUCUGGAGGCUGAAUUUCAUUCAUUAAGAGAAGCUCUCUCUUUUGUAUCGUUAAUUGAUGGAUAUUAUAGAUUAACUGCAGACGCUCACCAUUACCUCUGUAAAGAAGUAGCACCACCAACAGUGCUUGAAAAUAUCCAGAGCAACUGCCAUGGACCAAUUUCCAUGGACUUUGCUACUAAUAAGCUGAGGAAAGCAGGCAAUCAGACUGGCUACUAUGUUCUUCGUUGCAGUCCAAAAGAUUUUAAGAAAUACUUCCUCACCUUUGCCAUAGAGCGGGAUGGUGUCGCUGAGUAUAAGCACUGCUUAAUAACAAAAAAUGAGACUGGAGAGUAUAAUCUUAGUGGAACGAAGAGAAGUUUUGGUAACCUUAAGGAUCUGUUGAAUUGCUAUCAGACAGAAACAGUCCGUUCAGACAACAUCAUUUUCCAGUUUACCAAAUGCUGCCCUCCAAAACCAAAAGAUAAGUCAAAUCUUCUAGUCUUCAGGAGCAAUGGUAUUUCUGAUGUACCUACAUCGCCCGCAUUGCAGAGACACAAUAAUGUCAACCAAAUGGUCUUUCACAAAAUCCGGAACGAGGACUUGAUAUUUAAUGAGAGCCUUGGGCAGGGCACCUUUACUAAAAUUUUCAAAGGUGUAAGGAAAGAAGUGGGAGACUAUGGCGAGCUACAUCAAACUGAAGUCCUCUUAAAAGUGCUGGAUAAAGUGCACAGAAAUUACUCUGAGUCUUUCUUUGAGGCAGCAAGCAUGAUGAGCCAGCUUUCUUACAAGCACUUGGUAUUAAAUUAUGGAGUUUGUGUCUGUGGAGAGGAGAAUAUCCUGGUGCAGGAGUAUGUCAGAUUCGGAUCCUUGGACACAUAUUUGAAAAAGAACAAAAAUUCUAUCAAUAUCUUGUGGAAAUUGGAAGUUGCCAAACAGUUGGCAUUGGCCAUGCAUUUUCUGGAAGAUAAAAGCCUGGUUCAUGGGAACGUAUGUGCAAAAAAUAUCUUGCUUAUCAGAGAAGAAGAUAGGAAGUCUGGAAACCUUCCAUUUAUCAAGCUUAGUGAUCCUGGCAUCAGCAUGACAGUUUUGCCAAAAGACAUUCUUCUUGAAAGGAUACCCUGGGUCCCACCUGAAUGCAUUGAAAAUCCUAAACAGCUAAGCUUAGCAACAGACAAGUGGAGUUUUGGUACCACUUUAUGGGAAAUCUGCAGUGGGGGAGACAAGCCCCUUGGUGCACUGGAUUCUCCCAGAAAGCUACAGUUUUAUGAAGAUAGGCACCAGCUUCCUGCUCCAAACUGGACAGAACUAGCAAAUCUUAUAAACAACUGUAUGGAUUAUGAGCCAGAUUUCAGACUUUCUUUCAGAGCCAUUAUACGUGAUCUUAACAGCUUGUUCACGCCAGAUUAUGAGCUAUUGACAGAAAAUGACAUGUUGCCAAACAUGAGGAUUGGUGCUCUUGGGUUUUCUGGGGCAUUUGAAGACAGGGACCCAACGCAAUUUGAAGAGAGACACCUUAAGUUCUUACAGCAACUUGGCAAGGGUAACUUUGGCAGUGUCGAGAUGUGCCGGUAUGACCCACUACAAGACAAUACUGGAGAGGUAGUGGCUGUGAAAAAGCUACAACACAGCACAGAAGAGCACCUACGAGAUUUUGAAAGGGAAAUUGAAAUCCUUAAAUCCCUGCAGCACGAUAACAUUGUUAAGUACAAGGGAGUGUGCUACAGUGCCGGUCGUAGAAAUCUGAGAUUAAUAAUGGAAUAUUUACCAUAUGGAAGUUUGCGAGACUAUAUCCAGAAACACAAGGAGAGGCUGGAUCACAAGAAACUUCUGCAAUAUACGUCUCAGAUAUGCAAGGGCAUGGAGUAUCUGGGCACAAAAAGAUACAUUCACCGGGAUCUAGCAACGAGAAACAUCUUAGUGGAGAAUGAGAACAGAGUUAAAAUUGGGGACUUUGGACUGACAAAAGUCCUGCCACAAGACAAAGAAUACUACAAAGUAAAAGAGCCUGGAGAAAGCCCUAUAUUUUGGUAUGCUCCAGAAUCGCUGACCGAGAGCAAGUUUUCUGUGGCCUCUGACGUGUGGAGCUUUGGAGUGGUCCUGUAUGAACUCUUCACAUAUAUUGAAAAGAGCAAAAGCCCUCCAGCGGAAUUCAUGCGCAUGAUUGGUAAUGAUAAACAAGGGCAGAUGAUUGUAUUCCACUUGAUAGAGCUUUUAAAGAACAAUGGACGGCUGCCAAGACCAGAUGGAUGUCCUGAUGAGAUUUAUGCCAUCAUGACAGAAUGCUGGAACAAUAACGUAAGCCAGCGUCCCUCCUUUAGGGAGCUUGCGGUGCGAGUGGAUCGUAUCAGGGACAACGUGGGUGGAUAAGAGAACUGAAGUUCGUUCAGAGGACAUAUUGGGACAGAACAAAGUCUGCCCUUUGGGUUGCUGUGGGUUAGACACAUACAUCCGUCUAUCUUUGUUGUGGGCAAAAUGUGUGUGCAAAUAUCCUAUCAGAACCUGCAAACUGUGAGGAAUUCUGUAUUUCUUCUUCAUCAGGAUACAUUUGCUACUACAAGGACAUGACAAUGAAAUACUCUAAUAGAAAGUGGAUUAUUUUUCUAAACAGUGUCCUAAUAUGUGAUCAGUUAGCAUCACCAGUAUUUGCCUUACUUGGCAAUGCAAAAAAAGAGUGACUUACCACUUUGGUGAGGUUUUUAGGGAGAUGAAAAGACUGAAUGCAUUUCCUUGCCAAGAUGGAGAUGCACAGAAUAUAUUUUUAGUGUUUUCACACUGAAUGUAUAGCAACUUGGCGUCCUGUGUAGUGUGUUGCACAAGGGCUUGUGCUUUAUUAAUAGAGUUUUAUAAUUUCAUUGUCAGUGAAGAAUUGGCUUCUCUGUAGAACAAAUUGAAGGAGGUUAGAUAAUUUACUAAGCAACUUUCAGUGUGCCUGUUUGAGUCCAUUAUUAGCCAGCAAUACAUGCAGAGGUAUAUGUUAGGCUGUUGUGUGAUGUACUGUAAAUAUUUUUAGGGAAAGGGAACAAAUAUUUAGUUCUAUUUGUACAGCAACCCCUCUCCCCCCCCAAAAAAAGUUAAAUUUUGAAAUGGACAAGCGUAAAAACAGCACUGUCUAUUUUCCUACUUUCCCCCCAUGUAACCAUUGCGAAAGUGUUGGGUUCUCCCCACAUUUUAUGAAAAUACAGGCAGCAAGUGGAAUUGAAGCUGCUUCAGACAAAGCAAUGACUUCAGUGGGCCACUUCGGAGAAUGAGAAUGCUAAACACAUUAUUAACCUUAUUACAUGCUGCUCUUUUGUCUUUCUGACUUUAUCUUUGUGAUGAUGAAUUUAUCUAUAAAUAAGGAUUCUGCUUUGGGGGUUGAACUAAAAAAUAGAAAACACCUCCAAAUCCACAAUUAAGUAUUAGGAUUAACUAUGCCCCUCUGCCUCCACUCCCAAAAGGAGUUUACAGCAAAACUAUCAGCCAUCUUACCAGGACUGUUUGCUGAUGGAGUUGUACCAUCCCAUCUCCUAUUUCCUUCCUUUGAUCAGACCCCAAGAUUUCGGAGAAGGAACUGUCAGUGAGAUUUCCCAUGCAGAAAUUCCUUCACAUCGGUCUGAGGUUUGGGAAUCAGGAUUUGCCACCCUGCAAACAGGCCCAGGCCCCACCCUCAGAAUUCUGUGGGAUCUGCGUGAGGCCAAAGCUACCUGCACAGAGUCCCUGUACCUUGGCUCGGUGCUUCCAUUAGUUCUGGCCUCAGUCCCUUUAACAUAUGUCAAGGAGCUGCAGAGAAAAGAUAACUUCAGCUCCAGGCUCAAAUACCCUUUCUGGGGAACCCAUGCGCUCCUUCUCCCUGGUCCAUUGCAGACCCACAUAGAAGGGGUAUACAAUCUGUUGAGGUUAACUGAGGCCCCCUAUCCUGUGAGGGAAGGAAGACCUGUGUACGGAGUGUCCCCUACAUGCAUAUUUCUUGGGGGCACGAUCCCCAUUAUCUCUAGCUGUAAGUCAAUGAAUGUGGUGUUUUCUAAUUCAAGCCAUAUGAUCCUACUUGUUCUCUUAAAAUACAGUAGAUUGUAAACUAAAUUUAACUCUAACUUGCCUUGUUAGAGUGGUGGUUCAACUUUGUUUUUGUUCAGCAAAUCUCAUUUUAGGGGCACCACAACUCAACCUUUGUUCUUAGAUCAGAUUUCUAGUCAAGUGGAAUGUUCAUUUUUAAGUAAAUUGACAGCAAAUCAGAGACACAGGAAAACUAUUCGCAAACAUUAAGGGGCACAAUAGUGCUGUCAUAAUGUAAAUCUUAUAAGAAGAUUGUUUUUAAAAAGUACCUCAAUUCUAACUAUGUUUACCCAGUGUUCAGCCCAGUGCCAGUAUGAGAAUGUUUUGUGCCACUACGGGACACUCCUGCAGGUCUUACCCAGGCAAGUCUUAUGUUGACCAAAAACAGGGAGAUUUUGCCAAGGGUAAGAAGUGCAGGAUCAGGCCUUCUAUUCUGGAAAUUAUUUUACCAAUAAUUUAUGCUUCUUUUGUCACGAUGUUUGAAACACUUAAAGCAUUUUUUAAAAAGUAACUUCACCAUAUAUUUUUCAAGUGCUUUUUUUCAAAUCAGUACCUGUUGUUGCAUUUCUGUACAUUGUUUUGGACUUGAUUUUAAAAUAAGUUGUGCAAAAGAUGUAUUUGCAUUUGUAUUUGUAGAGUCUUAACUUUGUACAGUGAGUUUUGUAGGGGUUUUGUUUCAUUUGUUGUUUGUUUGGGGUUUUUUUGGUAACCAAACAAAAUAUUCUAGUUUUACAAGCAUUAAACAGCAUUAUUGCUGGGAUGAUGAAUGCAGAAAUCUAAAAUUGCAGUGUAUGACACUCAGUAACCCAGAGAGGUGGGAUCCAUGAAAGUACAUAAGCACCUAAACCCCAGACUUAGGUGCCUACGUCCCUGUUUUAGGCACUUAAGUCCAAGUUUUGGCUCCACUGCGAUUCAAAAAGCUCUUGCCAAACCCUGUAAGCACCUGAACUCAACGCUGAAGUUUUUUAGAGUAAAAGUUCCCUAGGCACCUAUGUUUCUUCUUUUGGCCAUGUGCUGCCUCGUUCUAGCCGACCAGAUGCCUGACUCCUAUCUGAGCCCCAGAGUGAUUCACUAACCAGGGAAAGACAGGCAUUCAGACACCCAAGUUAUGUGCAGGGCCCAAUCCAGUAGACAGGCUCAGAGCUCACUUACCAGAUCAAGUCCCAUUGGAAAUCUUAAGUACUGGACCUAGGGUCACCCACCUAGGAAGUCCUGAGUCUAGUCCCCCAGUUCCAAACACUGUUUCAUUAUUUAUCAAUAGUGCAACAGGAAAGAGUAAGGGACCCUUAACUUAGACUGUCCCAUAGCCCCGUGGCUAAAGGCAUUCUAACCACGGGGCUAUGGGAGACCGCUGUUCAAAUUCUUUCUCCCCUUCUGGCAGAGCGGGGAAUUAAACUUGGGUCUCCCACACCCUAGGUGAGUGCUCUAACCACUGGCUGAGAAGUUAUAUGGUGGGUGCCACCCUGCCAGCACCACCAUUAUCUGUGGAGCGAGACAGGUGCCUAACUGACUCCCUCAAGAAACAUCUUAGGCGCCUAAGCCAUCUAACUCCAGGCAGCAGGUUCCUGUUAAUGGAUUUACAUAGACAUAGGUGCCUCCCUGCAACCUGGAUUUAGGUGCCUAUUUCCAAGAGAUGGUGGGGCAGGGCUUAGCGCAGACAUCUCUAGUUGGUAUCUCCCACUGGCUAGUUUAGGUGGCUCUCUGCCAAGCAUUCUGGCUUUUGUGUCUUGCUCUCUGAGGCAUCUGUCUCUCCCAAGUUGAUUGUAUAGGUGCCUAACUCACCUAACUGCUUGGUGGAUCGCAGUGGUGGUUCUGUAAGUUUCUAGGCGCUUAAAAGCAAGGAUUGUGACGCUCAGCGUUGCAAUACAUAAGUCCCUUCAUUGAUCCCACCGUAGGUUUCCAAUAUUUAAUAGACACAGAAUAUAGCUUUUUUAUGUAAAAAUCUCAGGGACGUUUGUGUAAUGCAAUGAAGAGAUCUUCCAUACUGCUAUUGUUUUCAAGUGAAUAAAAGCCCUUUGCUUGUUCUAGUACAGUAUGUCUGAUUUCAUACUCUAUUUGAUUUCAUAAGUGUAGUGUUAGAACUUACAAGUUUUGAAGUUCUGUAUUUUAUUAAAAACAUUUUAAAAAGCAUCUGUUUUUUUACUUUUUUAUAUUGUAUUUUAGUUUUUAGAGAAAAGAUACAAAUUCACAUCAAAUUUUGUUUGUUCAGUUGGAUGGGGUAAAUUAAUCCAUUGUAACAACUGUCUAUAUUCAAAGGGUUGAUCCUGCAAGUUGUUUAGCAUCCCCAAAGCCCAGUGAAAUCAUUAGGAGUUAACAGUGAUUAGUACCUUCAGGAGUUAUGCAACACCUUGCAAGAUUGAGAACUCACAGACAAAAAAAUUGAUUCAGA
Chelonia mydas (Green sea turtle) is the source of this 7648-nucleotide messenger RNA. It is a transcript of the gene JAK2, whose product is annotated as Janus kinase 2. Gene Ontology annotation, molecular function: cytokine receptor binding; ATP binding; non-membrane spanning protein tyrosine kinase activity. Gene Ontology annotation, biological process: cell surface receptor signaling pathway via JAK-STAT; hemopoiesis; peptidyl-tyrosine phosphorylation. The coding region runs from base 211 to 3594 and encodes 1127 amino acids. The record is from RefSeq and is a predicted model, not a curated record. Gene Ontology annotation, cellular component: cytoskeleton; membrane; cytosol. Lineage: Eukaryota; Metazoa; Chordata; Testudines; Cheloniidae. The transcript is spliced from 24 exons.